Messenger RNA from Hevea brasiliensis (rubber tree), 1955 nucleotides. Its product is annotated as protein NRT1/ PTR FAMILY 2.11. NCBI's taxonomy places the organism in Eukaryota, Viridiplantae, Streptophyta, Magnoliopsida, Malpighiales, Euphorbiaceae. The record is from RefSeq and is a predicted model, not a curated record. The coding region runs from base 18 to 1829 and encodes 603 amino acids. Gene Ontology annotation, molecular function: transmembrane transporter activity. Gene Ontology annotation, biological process: transmembrane transport. The transcript has 4 exons. Gene Ontology annotation, cellular component: plasma membrane.
AAAAGUUUUGUUUUCAUAUGAAACUUCUUAACACAACCCACAAAGCCACCUUCUCCUGUAGAACAUCCAUGGAGAACAAGAAGGAGGACAAAACUGCUACAAAUGAUGAGCCUGCAGAAGAAGUCAUCAAUUACUCAGGAAUUAAAGCCAUGCCUUAUAUCAUUGGGAAUGAGACGUUUGAGAAGCUUGGCACCGUGGGCUCUUACACCAACCUGGUGGUGUAUCUGACCACAGUUUUCAACAUGAAGAGCGUCACAGCCACCACCUUUCUCAACCUCUUCAAUGGAACUGCUAGUAUAGCUACUUUGGCUGGAGCUUUCCUCUCUGAUACCUAUUUUGGACGUUACAAGUCUUUGGCUUUUGCUUCUGUAGCCUCUUUCUUGGGGAUGUUGGUGUUAAUGUUAACAGCAGCAAUUUCCAAUCUGCAUCCGCCAAAUUGUGCACCAGGAGAGAGUAGCAAGUGUGUGGGGCCAACAGCUUGGCAAUUUGCUUUCCUGCUAAGUGCUUUUGGAUUCUUAGUCAUUGGAGCUGGUGGCAUCAGACCCUGCAACCUAGCCUUUGGUGCUGACCAAUUCAAUCCCAACACUGAAUCUGGCAAGAAGGGCAUCAGUAGUUUCUUCAAUUGGUACUACCUCACCUACACGUUUGCAGUGAUGGUAUCUGUGACUGUUAUUGUCUUUGUGCAAUCAGAUGUUAGUUGGGCUAUUGGGUUGGCCAUUCCUGCAUUUCUAAUGUUCCUUUCUUGUGUUCUCUUCUUUUUGGGAACAAAAAUUUAUGUUAUAGUGAAACCUCAGGGUAGUCCUUUAACCAGUGUAGCUCAAGUACUUGUGGCUUCUGUAAAGAAGAGAGGGCUGAAGCUUCCUGAAAAUCCAGCUUUUGCUCUUUUCAACUAUUUUCCUCCUAAAUUUACCAACUCCAAGCUUCCUCAUACCAGUCAAUUUAGGUUCCUUGACAAGGCAGCAAUCAUUACCAGCGAAAACGAAAUAAACUCGGAUGGAUCAGCUACCGAUCCGUGGAGGCUCUGUAGCAUCCAACAAGUUGAAGAAGUCAAAUGUUGGGUGAGGGUAGUUCCCAUAUGGGCUUCAGCCAUAACAUUUAAUAUUCCUAUGAUCCAACAACAAACUUAUGUAGUUCUCCAAGCCCUUCAGCUGGACAGAAGUCUAGGUACUGGUGGUUUUAAGGUGCCUGCAGCUACAUAUAUAAUAUUUACUAUGCUAACCCUCACCAUUUGGAUUCCCAUCUAUGACCGAAUUCUGGUUCCAUAUCUUCGAAAUCUCACUGGUAAAGAAGGAGGAUUCACAUUACUCCAAAGAAUGGGGAUUGGAAUUGUUCUUUCAAUUCUUUGUAUGCUGGUUUCUGGAUUGGUUGAAGAACACAGAAAGAAACUUGCAUUUACUAGACCAGCCGUUGGAAUUGCACCAAAAGGAGGCUCUAUAUCAUCAAUGUCUAGUUUGUGGCUAGUGCCUCAGCUUGCACUUGCAGGACUAGCUGAGGGUUUCUGUUAUGUUGCCCAGACUGAGUUUUACUACAAGCAAUUCCCAGAAAAUAUGAGGAGUAUUGCUCAGUCAUUCUUCUUUGCCAACUUUGCAGUCUCAAGUUAUCUAAGUGGUUUCCUUGUGUCUAUAGUCCACCAUAUUACUUCCGGUACAAAAACUGGAGAUUGGUUGGCUGAGGAUCUUAACAAGGGGAAAUUGGAUUACUUUUAUUACAUGAUUUGUGGAAUGGGGAUUCUUAACUUCGUGUAUUUUCUAGUCUGUGCUAAGUGGUAUAAAUACAGAGGUGCUGAGGAUGACACAGAAGAAAAGGAACCCCUGAAGCAUAGAGCGUGAAUCGGAAAGCCUGAAAGGAUUUGCAGUCACUUGUAAUCAUUUGUAGGAUAAACAAGUCCAAGGUUGGCUGGAAAGAAAACUAGCUACUCUAUUUAAGAAUUGGAAUAAAUAUAUUCUUAAAAGUCA